CAUGGUUGUGGAUGGGACGACGACGAAGGCAGGAGGGGCAAACCUCCAUGGGACGGGUCGCCACCAAGGAGAUGGAGCUCCUUCUCCAUCCAAUUUGGCAAUCUCCGGCCUCCUCCUCCAGAUCCUCGCCGACCACGAGCCCCUCACCAUCAGCAACACCUGGAACCAUGCCAAGGUCACCCAUCCUCGAGGAGCAGAAGGAGGGACGUAUCUAGCUGGCCAUCAAGGGCUUGCUUUGCUCCUCUUCUUCCUUGACCAUCGGUACCACCACGUUCCCGGGCUUCCAAGGCGCGCCAGCACACCGCCGCCAUGCCUCCUCUGCUCUCCGGGCUCGGACCAAUCGCUCGACCCUUCAGCACAAGCCCUGCAGCAGCCGACGUGGGUUCAGGUUAGUGAGAAGCAUCAGGAGGAGGAGCUCAAGCACGACCACCAAGAGGCACCACCGCAGCAGCAGAUGAGUCCGUCGAUGAAGCGGCAGCGUCUCCUCUAGAGGGUGACGGUGGUGGCGGCGCCUGUGUGCGGCUUCGACUACAACCUCCUCUCUGGAGCUCCAGGCCUAAGAAAGUUGGAAGUGCGAAGACAUGAAGAAAAGCGCGAAGCCAUGAAGUGCUACUCAGCAAAGAGUUGUCUGUUCUAUUUGACUGUAAUAUUGUAAUAGCUGCUAUACCUAGGUUGUAAUAGUCUACAGAAAUUAUAGUGCACUAAUAUAGUGUCAUUUGACGAGUUUC
Triticum aestivum (bread wheat) is the source of this 728-nucleotide messenger RNA. RefSeq lists its product as uncharacterized. Lineage: Eukaryota; Viridiplantae; Streptophyta; Magnoliopsida; Poales; Poaceae. The transcript has 6 exons. Bases 2 to 490 code for a protein of 162 amino acids. The record is from RefSeq and is a predicted model, not a curated record.